This is a messenger RNA of Neltuma alba, 1274 nucleotides long. RefSeq names its product glycine-rich cell wall structural protein 1.8-like. The transcript is spliced from 2 exons. Lineage: Eukaryota; Viridiplantae; Streptophyta; Magnoliopsida; Fabales; Fabaceae. The record is from RefSeq and is a predicted model, not a curated record. The coding region runs from base 39 to 1085 and encodes 348 amino acids.
CUCAACCAAGUUUCUGGGAUUUCUUCUUUUCCAAUCCCAUGGCUCUUCACAGAAUUCCCACUCUUGCCUUGUUUCUCUUGUUGGCUCUGGGCUUAUGUUCUGCAAGGAGGGCCCUUCUCACUUUUGAUGCUGGCUAUGGCGGAGGACAUGGAGGUGGCUCUGGUGGCGGCGGCGGCUAUGGAGCUGCAGGAGAUCAUGGAGUUGUUGGCUAUGGAGGUGGUGGCGGCGGUGGAGAAGGUGGGGGCGUAGGAUAUGGUGGUGCAGGUGGUGGUGGUGGUGGGCGUGGUGGAGGAGGAGGGGCUGGCUAUGGAGGUGGGGGCGAGCAUGGUGCUGGAUAUGGAGGUGGGGGUGGAAGUGGUGGUGGUGGUGGUGCUGGUUAUGGUGCAGGAGGGGAACACGGUGGUGGUUAUGGAGGUGGUCAAGGAGGUGGAGCAGGGGGUGGCUAUGGCGGUGGUGGAGAGCAUGGUAGUGGCUAUGGAGGAGGUGGUGGUGCUGGUGGCGGAUAUGGUGGAGGUGAAGGAGCUGGUGGAGGCCACGGUGGUGGUGGUGGAGGCGGGUCAGGUUAUGGAGCUGGGGGAGAGCACGGUGGUGGUUAUGGAGGUGGAGGUGGCGGUGGAGCAGGAAGUGGUGGAGGCUAUGGCGCUGGAGGAGAACAUGGUGCCGGUUAUGGAGGUGGUGGAGCUGGAGAAGGUUAUGGUGGAGGAGGGGAGCAUGGUGGUGGUUAUGGCGGAGGCCAGGGUAGUGGAGGUGGUGGAGGAUAUGGCGCCGGUGGAGAGCAUGGCAUAGGGUACGGAGGAGGAGGGGGAAGUGGAGGUGGUGGAGGCGCCGGCUAUGGUGAAGGAGGAGCUCAUGGAGGAGGAUAUGGAAGUGGCGGAGGAGCUGGUGCUGGUGGGGGCAAUGCAGAUAUGGCGGAGGUGGCGGAGGUGGCUCUGGCGGUGGAGGAGGAUACGGGGCAGGUGGUGCACAUGGUGGUGGUUACGGAGGAGGAGGUGGACACGGUGGAGGCCAUGGUGGUUAUUAUGUUCACUAUCACCCUUGACGUAAAUGGAAUCUGCUUGGACGCAUCAACAUUCAAGAAUAAUUGAGUAAAAAUAUAUUGAUAUUAUAAUCAUAUUAAUAAAAACAUAUGUUUUUCGCUUUCCUGGUAUUACUAUUUAUAUGUAAUGAAAAUAUGUCUACCAUAGAUAAUUGCAGUAUCAUUAUAAUAUUCUGAGCUACGCUGCUUCUUAGCUGAUAAUAUUAAUAUUUACACAAAAGUAAAUUAUCUCAUUUUA